AUGCUUCGUGGCGCUGCCGGGCUUGCGUUUGCGAUGGGGGCCGCGACGGCCUCCUUCCGCAGCGGCACGUACAUUUGUGAUACGUGGAACGCGUGGAACUGCUUCCCGACCGUCCCGACGAUCGUGCGCUGGAGCGACAACGGCAUCGACGUCGAGUGCAUGUCGACCGACGGCAAGACGUGUUUACCGACGACGACGCCCGACGCUUGCAUCCAGCUCAAGCGACAACCGCCGACGUACACGUCUAACAUUAAGUGCCCCGCAAGUUUGCCGAAAGACCAUUCCUUCGACUGUGACAGCGCCGCCAACGCGGCCGCCCUACGCUACGCUGGCGCCGACCACCAAUGCGCCGAAAGCAUCUACAGCGUCGACGUACGCGACAACGACUGGGCCCAAGCCGUCGACACCGACGUCGUACGGGACGCCCCGACGAGGCACCAACGCCCCAAGACCGACGACAAGCAAUCCGUCGACUCCGACGCCGUAUGGCACGGUGCGCGCGGGAACCGACACUCCAAAGACGACGACCGCGACACUAAAUUCUACUACAAACGUGCCCAAGACAACGACGUCAACGCCGUACAGUACACUAACGAAUGCGCCGAAGCCCACCACGGUAUUGCCAAAGGCAACCACGGAAGCUCCAAAGUCGACGACGAAGAACUCUUACGGAACGCCAGUCCCCACCACGACGGCCCCAAAGAUUACCACUGUGGCACCAAAGGUAACCACGGUGACACCAGCGCCAUCGACCCCAACGCCUCAAGCCACGACGGUUACCCCCAAGCCGUCGACCCACGGCCCGUACAGUACGCCGAUCCCUGUGACAGAUGUCGCGAAACCCUCGAGUUUGAAACCGUCAACCCAGGCUCCGUAUGGCACUACGGCAGCUCCCAAGACCUCAAAAGUGUCUCCAGCAGCAACAACGGUCGCGUCAAAGCCGACGACAGCGCCUCCGAAGCCCUCGACCCAAGCUCCGUAUGGUACGCCCGUGUUGGCGACGAACGCACCGAAGUCAACGUCAGUGCCUCCCAAGGCCACGACG
Saprolegnia parasitica CBS 223.65 is the source of this 1045-nucleotide messenger RNA. RefSeq lists its product as hypothetical. Lineage: Eukaryota; Oomycota; Saprolegniomycetes; Saprolegniales; Saprolegniaceae. The transcript is spliced from 2 exons. The annotation marks the transcript as partial. The record is from RefSeq and is a predicted model, not a curated record.